AUGGCUUCGAACAAGGGGGUGGAACACGUGCCGCUGCUGCUGCUGCUGCUGCUAUGCAGGGCUCGAGUGUCGCAGAACCUGCUCGUGGACAUGGCUCGCUCCAGCUCCUCCCGUCUCCCUGUUGAACUUCCCCCGAACGGACCCAGCGGAGGGAGGCUGAAAUUGAGAGGAGGUGGUCCCGCUGGUAGCACGUGGGGGAACGUGAGCUGGUUGGAUCAAGGAUGUGAGGGCAGAGCGCAAGCUCAGCCGACUCUGAGGAUGUGGGGGGGAGUGAGGAGAAUCUCAGAAGAUGAGUCCGAUACAGCUCCGGCCUUACGAGGACUGCCGCAAGAGGACAGGCAGUUGAUUGUUGAUGGGCAGAAAGUGAGCAUAUCAAAGAACGGAACAUCUCAUUCUGAAAACGCGACUUCAAUAUCUGUGGAGGGAUACGACGCAGCCAAAAUGAUUUAUAGAGGUGUUGAAGAAGAAGUUCCCAUUGACUACAGUAUACUUCGGACACUCCCCUGUUCGGGCGAUGCAUGGGCCGGAAUUUUCUUCGAUGUCGAGGCAGCGAAUGAUGUUGAGAUCAAUGCAAUUGGCAUUGCUUCGCAUGUCUACCGACUGGAACCGCACGUGAGCGUUCGCAUCUUCUACUGCAACGGAAGCUCGAUAGGCAAAGAGGUUGACUUGACUCAAUGGGAGUGCGUCUUCUUCGCUCCAAACUGUUCGUUACCCAAAGUCAGCAGAUUCGACAACCACACCGAAGAGGAUUCUCCCUAUGCUCAUAUGCAACUAUCGCACGGCAUUCCGCUCAAGAGCACAGAGGUUGUGGGCUUUGCUGUCUACACCAACAGCUUUCACUGCGUGGAAGUCACUGGCUCAGACCAUCCGUUCGACGAGGUGGCUUAUGACGCUGCCAAUCAUAAUGGGGGAUACACGUCGGAUGAGAACGUGAGGGCUUUUGUUGGGGAGGUCGUGUACACGGCUUCAAGCUGA
Guillardia theta CCMP2712 is the source of this 975-nucleotide messenger RNA. RefSeq lists its product as hypothetical. NCBI's taxonomy places the organism in Eukaryota, Cryptophyceae, Pyrenomonadales, Geminigeraceae. The coding region runs from base 1 to 975 and encodes 324 amino acids. The record is from RefSeq and is a predicted model, not a curated record. The transcript is spliced from 12 exons.